CAACGCUGGUGGUCAUUCUGUCAGGUGAUUGUAGUAGACUUAUCGGUUGGUUGAAGUUCAAAUGCAGUCGCGUUAUUUUCCAUAUGAGACGGCGUGUCGUACAUUUGCAAAAAUGGCGCGGUCGCUAAAAUGUACCUCGGAAUGUAAUUUGACUGACAGUCUGGUCGACUUACGAAUGCGUGUUAUGCUACGCCGAAGCCUUUCCACCGGUUUGACGAAGCGUGCUGCAGGGUUGGCCUGCGAACAACCACCUUCUCCGGACCCGACUUCAGCUCCACUCACUCGGGCAGUUGUCAGUAACUCAGCCACGUGGCUAUCACAUUGCGCAUCCGCCUCAUUCGGCGUCCAUCGAAGUCCGGCAGACUCUAGAGCUACGGCUGAGAUGACCGCAAUUCCAUCUAUUAUGGGCGAGGAGGCCAGUUUGAUAGCCAGGGACGAUGAAUGUGUUGCCCGUCCGCAUUCGGAGAUUAUAUUGACAUCCGGGAGUACUAAUGAUACCGUGAUUGCAGGUGUAACUGAAAGUAAUCGGAACAAAACACACAUAAGCCCGUUAAAUGUGUGCGACGCUUCAGAUCUAACUGGAGUUAUACCUGUUGAUGGGCAAUUUGACACCUCUGUCCAACUACCCAUGCAUGCAGAGAAAAUCAAGAACAAUUCAUUAAUAGAGGACACCAACGUAUCCGAUGAUGUGGUCCAUAUCAAAGAUAGUAACUACCAAGGUGUAUUGGAUUCUCAUACCAAAGUGUUGGAAUCUGCCACCGGUUUAAAUGUUGCAUUGACGGCAAAGCCGUCCGACAUUUCCUCAGAGCCAAUAAAAUCUUCCACGGCCCAAGGAGCGUUGGUUACCACCACAAGUCACGGAGCAUUUCAGGCUGUGCAGAACGAAGUCGAGGAGCCUCCCAGUGUCCUCUGUCGAUGUACAGCAUUUAAUGAGACUUGUGGAAACGGUUUGAUCGAUCGAUCCGGCUCAACAGACCCUGAACUUCGCAGACCAGCCAGCGGCUUAUUGCAACCACCGGCCGCUGCGUCAGCUGUUAGUCUUCAGUACCGUGCUGCCACUGUUUGCGCUGCCAGUGUGGCAGUGGCACUAAUCCUAGUCGUUAUGCGGCGCCUCUCACUAAUGUUGCAUGGUGCCUGAGUAGCACAAUGCAACAUACAUUGCCUUUCCAACCACCACCGUUGCCUCAUUCGUAUUUCAUACACACACUGCGUCGAAUUCACAGCUUUUUUGCCUUUAAUUAUUCUCACUUUACUGUCGCAACCUGCUGUCGACGAUAUCACCACUUGCUAUGGCACACUAUCUCUACCACUUGAUGGAACGGUGUUUCCCUUUUUGCUGUUGUCCACCAUGCAAUUCGUGACGAGUGUCACGUUCCCUCAUUUUAGUUUUCCUCGGCUGUGUUUAAUUCAUGUGAUUACUUCUGCCUUCUCGAAUUUUUCCGCACUUUACUGCCCAUCUCGGCGUAGCCACAUUUUUCUGCCUGAUUUCGAGCGUUAUUCUCGUGAAAUUCGCACUAGCUUUACAAUGCCUGACUCUUUACAAUCAACUUAUGUGUUAAUCUAGGUUGUUUGACGCAUUUAGAUGGAUUGGGAAGAGACCGUUAGUGCAUAUACACUGCUAACAUCGCGUACUGUAACAUCCUCGCUUUGCUUACACUGGCUGUCGAUGACAGCUUGAACAAAACGGACUGACAUAUGUCAUUUAGUGAGUUAAGCACUACCGGAUAUGUUCGAUUCUGCGUUCCCAUGUGUCUCAUAUACCACUGUUAGUUCUGACCAGUUCAGUUUAUUAACUAAGAUCCAUGUACCAAGAUGCUGUGUAUUGUUAUUGGUAUACCUUGGUAGCACUUUCUCUGUUUGUCCCCUACUCGUUUUUUGUCGAAGGCACGGCUAAGAUAGAAAUAAAUUGAGAGUUCGUCGCAACAGCUUCCAUACCAGAUAGUUUUUCGCGCACCCGAAAAAGCGCUCGACGGCCGUCUCGACCUUUUGAGUUUCGUUAGUUGUGCGCACCUAUCGGCUCCAUCAGGAUGUGAAGGCAUGGUCACUAGUGCCUUUCACUGCCAGCCAACAACACGAGCCACGUGGGACAGCGGUGGACCAUGAUCUACUAGCGACUCAUCUUCCAUUGCCUUGCAAGUUACCAAAGUUACAGAGGACACGAUUGGCUUCGGAAGACAUUGCUUUCACUGACAGUAUCUAUGUGCGACGUAGCAUUCAUUCGGAAGCUGCUACAACGAAUUCUCGAUUAAGUACAUCAAAGUAUUCGCCCCAGCAGCAUUGACUCCUUAUUUUCGUAUUAACCGUAUUUUGUUCUCAAAACAAUCAAGAAGCAGACAUGGGAAACUGAAAUGUAAACUAGGUGUCAGCAACAGUACACCGGUGUUCUGUACCAACGCUUCGCUGUCUCGCGAUUCCCACCGGUCACACUGGGGCUAGUGAUAUUGCCAGGCCUCCUGCACCCACGCAGACUCCAACCGGUGACCUUUGGGUCACAGAGCAAACACCUCAUCCCUUCGGUCACACGGAACACUUGGGUGGCUAACACAUGGAAGCAAACAGAUGUAUUACGAAGAUAUAUUUUGACGAAAAUGGAAAAAUUUCCAACCUUUUUCCU
This is a messenger RNA of Dicrocoelium dendriticum, 2614 nucleotides long. The record is from the annotation of a GenBank genome assembly. Lineage: Eukaryota; Metazoa; Platyhelminthes; Trematoda; Plagiorchiida; Dicrocoeliidae.